UUCAUUGUGAGGCUCCCAGGACGGUCGCUGAAGUAUGCUUUGGGUUCGGUGGCUCGUGUAUAGUGGCUGUGCGCAGUUCGGCGUAGCAGCCAGAGCGCCGCAGCCGAGAGAUUGUCGCAAUAGUCCCACCAGUCGGAAUUGCUGGAAAGAUGGAUUUGACAUUCUGACCGACUACACCGAUACCACACAGGUCCCACCGGGAAAGCUGGUUGAGUACAACCUCACUCUCAGCCAACAAGUCAUUGCGCCCGAUGGAUACGAAAAACUGGGAAUGGUGGUGAAUGGGCAGUUUCCCGGCCCUGCGAUCGAAGCAGAUUGGGGAGACACGCUUCGCGUCCGUGUGCACAACAACUUCACCCUGGACCACAACGGGACCGGGAUUCACUGGCAUGGAAUCCGGCAACUCGGCACUAAUUUUCAGGACGGUGUCCCCGGGGUCACGCAAUGUCCUAGCAAGCCAGGCGAAACGCAGGUCUACGAGUUCCGAAUCACGCAGUACGGAACCUCCUGGUAUCAUGGACACUUCAGUCUGCAGUACAGCAAUGGACUCUUCGGGCCGCUGAUCAUUCACGGACCAUCGAGCCUCAACUGGGAUGAGGACCUGGGGCCAUGGAUCCUCCAUGACUGGUACCACGACGACGUGUUCUCCUUACUCUGGGUCGGAGAGGCGCAUAAUUCGUCUCGUGGCGCGAUUCCAGACACUACCCUCUUGAAUGGACGGGGCACAUUCGACUGCAAUCCCCGCAACGACACGCGCUGCACCGGCACCGGAGGAGCCCCCUUCGAGGUGACGUUUACGCGGGGAGUGAAGUACAAGUUCACGCUGAUCAACACGGGGAAUCUGCUGGAAUACUCCUUCUGGAUUGAUGGGCACAACCUGACGAUCAUCGCGAUGGACUUCGUCCCCAUCGAACCCUAUGUCACGGACGUGGUGAACUUGUCGCUGGGCCAACGGUACGAGGUCGUGGUGGAAGCGAACGCGAACUUCACGCAUGGCUCCAAUUUCCGGAUCUACGCCCAGUACUGCGCCGAGGUCGACCUGCUGCCCACGACCGUGGGGAUUGUUCGCUACGACGCCGAGGACCGCCAGGAGCCCUGGACCCCGCCCACCAAACAAUAUCGGGAUCUGGGAUGCAGCGACCCCGAUCCGAGCCACCUCGUGCCAGUCGUGCGCCAGUCCGUCGGGCACGCGGUCAACCGCCUGGAGAUGAGCGACUAUCUGCGCACCGGACAGCAGGGCUGGCCCAACCCACAGGAUUUCGACGGCGGCCUCCAUAAAUGGGCGCUGGGGGACGUCCCCUUGUUCAUCAAUUGGUCAGACCCAAGCCUCCAGAAGCUCGCCCUGGAGCCGAACGCCAGCUUCCCCCCGGAGACGGUGCCCAUCGUCCUGGAUUACAACACCGGCGACUGGGUCCACUUCGUCAUCACCAACAAUUAUACCUGGGAGGAUAUCCAAUAUCCGCGGAACCUGACCCCUGUCAUGCACCCCAUGCAUCUGCACGGCCAUGACUUUGCCAUUCUGGCCCAGGGCUCGGGCGAGUUCGACCCGAGCAUUGUCCCGAACCUGGAGAAUCCCCCCCGCCGCGACGUCGUCAACGUCGACAUCGGCGGUUAUGCCUGGAUCGCCUUCCGGAUCGACAAUCCGGGGGCAUGGCUGUUCCAUUGCCACAUCGCCUUUCACGUGAGUAGUGGGCUCGGUCUGCAGUUUCUGGAGCAGCCCAGCAAGGUCAAGCCACUCUUGGAGGAUGCUGGGGCGCUGGAGGGGCUUCAGGAUCGAUGCCGCGCCUGGUCGAAGCAAUACGAAACCGUGAACGUCCCUGACAACAACACCAUAGAGGAUUCGGGGGUUUAAUUGAUUGAAGCCUGAUACUCAAAAAUACAAUCCUCUCUGCUAGACUCCACAGUCCAUUUUUUGGUCUCUAUGCACCAGAGGCUUUGGUUCAGAUAUCGUGAGAAUAAGAGGAAGAGGAAACUAAAUUGAGAAGCAAGUUAGAGAAUCAAGAGAGUUUCUGACAUAUCUGUUUGUCCAUACAGAUCUGUGUCUUUGUAGCUGUACUUCUAUUGUCC
Aspergillus uvarum CBS 121591 is the source of this 2067-nucleotide messenger RNA. RefSeq names its product oxidoreductase tpcJ (gene tpcJ). Bases 35 to 1852 code for a protein of 605 amino acids. Gene Ontology annotation, molecular function: copper ion binding; oxidoreductase activity. The record is from RefSeq and is a predicted model, not a curated record. The transcript has 6 exons. Lineage: Eukaryota; Fungi; Ascomycota; Eurotiomycetes; Eurotiales; Aspergillaceae.